Molecule: messenger RNA, 453 nt
Organism: Aspergillus candidus
Lineage: Eukaryota; Fungi; Ascomycota; Eurotiomycetes; Eurotiales; Aspergillaceae
Product: putative GPI anchored protein
Exons: 3
Coding region: 1-453 (150 amino acids)
Source: RefSeq, a predicted model, not a curated record
AUGCGUCUCUCUUUCGCCGCUGUCUUUGCCGCCGUCGUGGCCGGUGUCGUCGCCACUGAGCCCGCCGAGGAUGUUUCCACCGUCAUGGUCACCGAAACCACCACCUACUGCCCGUCCAGCUCCGCUGCCGCCGUCACCAGCACGCCUGCUUCCGAGGAAAUCACCACGAGCAACGGCCUCCCCUACACCGUCACCCGCCCCAUGAUCACCUCCACCAUCACCCACUGCAACAAGUGCUCCAGCACCGCCAUCCCCAGCCCCAGCAAGACCCCCAUCAAGUACCCCAUCCUCCCCCCCUCCUCGACUCCCCUGUCGUCCACCCCCGGCGUCAACCCCACCGGCUCCGCCACCACCCCCGCCGCUCCCAUCUUCACCGGUGGUGCCUCGCGCGCCGCCGCGGGCGCCGGCGCCGGUCUGGCCACCGUCUUCGGUCUCGUCGCUUAUCUGCUCUAA